CAUCUCUGAUGGCUUUCCUUAAUAAAUGUCCACCCUUCUAAAGGUUCGAUGCUUCCCGGUGAGGGAAGCCAGCUGGUAAGAUCACGUUUAAACUUCUUUGUGGCCAGCAGAAACUUGCUGCAUGUCGCCAGCUGUCGCUUGACGGGGAUGUCCGUCUCGCCGCAAGCAUGUUCAGCACCGCGCUGCCCACACAGGUCUUAGUUCCCAUUGUGUACACAAGUACCGCAUAACCAGCCCCUAGCAUGUUUGUUCUCAGCCCCGAAGUGUCAGGUGUGCCUGGUGGCAGUUAUCUUGGACGCUUCCCUCUCUUCACAUCCCCUACUUCCCGCGGCCUGUUUUUAUCAUUAACCCGCAACUCAGGUCUCGCAUAUUUUCCCUCACUCCGACUCUUUCUCCUCUUUGACUUCUUAAAUAAGUUUCGCUUCUUUGUGUAUGAAAAUUGUGUUAUGUGAGAACGGCGAGAGCCUGUGACCAUGUUGCCAAAGCAGUUCCUGGCACUAUCUUCCAUCUUCGUGGGAUCCUGGGCCCAGAAGGCCCCUGAGACCGUGGAACCGGAGAUCACCAAGGCCCCCUCAUCGACGACAAAUACUGCUACUCCAACGGCAAUCACGACACACACGAUUAACGUUGGUGCAGCUGGACAUAAGUUUACUCCUAAUGAUAUUAAAGCGGAUGUCGGAGAUAUACUCGAAUAUCGUUUCUAUCCCGAUGCGCACUGGGUAAUUCGAGGAGACUUUGGCUACCCAUGCAUCCCAUACGAGUACGUUGAUGUAGAUAGGACAGGCUUCUCAAGUGGCCUCCAGCCCGUCAAGGCUAUUACCAACGAUGCUCCCCGAUUCCGGGUAAGAGUCAAUAAUACUGAACCCAUCUUUUAUUACUGCGGUGCUCCUGGAUCUUGUGUCAGGUACCAUAUGAUGGGCGUUGUCAAUCCCUUAAAGAAUGAGACCUUGAAAGACUGGCUUAAAAAGGCAGAUGAUGUGGAUUACCAACUUAGGCCCGGCGAACCUUUCCCAAAGGAAGAAGGCUUCAACACCUCAACUACAUCUGCAAUACCCGAACCGACAGCAUCUGCAAUACCCGAACCGACCACCUCAGGCCAAACCGGCAGUUCAUCUUACCACCCCGCUAAUGGGAACAGUCUCGGCGGCGGCGCAAUUGCUGGCAUUGUAAUCGGUAGCGCGGCUGUCCUUCUUCUCACAAUUGGCGUUAUCUACCUCUGCGGCAGACGUGGUGGCUUCAACGAGGCAUAUCGCAAAGCCUUCGGCAGCAACGCCAUGCCUAGCAACCUGAACGGAACACUACCUGUGGUUGAACCUGGGGUCGGCUCGCCGAAUAGUACGGCCCCGGGUUACUGGGUGUACAAGCCUAUGAGUCCAAUAGCUAGCAGCUCCGGUCAGAGUCACGGCACUAGCCCACCGAUUACGCCUUCCCACAAUUUCCCGCUGGAUGUUACAAGGAUGAUGUCGCAAGACAGGAGCAGCUUGAACACAAACUACGUCCCUAACUCCAAUGACCUCACAACUCGCCCUCCGCCUCUACCACCAAAGGAAGAACCUGUCGCGUCAGCUGAGUUGCCUGGGCAAAGACUCGAGGAACCAGCAGUUGAGCUGCCUAAUUCUGAGAGCGUGGGGAGCUAGGCUUUGCAGACAUGGAACACAAGGCAGGCAACAACGUUCUUGCAGCCGGGUAAGGGGAUGAGGUGUUGGCCUUUAAAGUAAGACUUAGGAUCAGCUCUGAAAGUUAUCCAGAUUGUAUUAAAAGCGGGCAAUAGUGGGUUUGCAUAAAAUUAAGGUAUAUUUAAGAGGGUGGAAAGUGUAUUUAGUAAGGUAAAUAGGAGUAACUAAGG
Fusarium redolens is the source of this 1846-nucleotide messenger RNA. RefSeq lists its product as uncharacterized. The transcript has 5 exons. NCBI's taxonomy places the organism in Eukaryota, Fungi, Ascomycota, Sordariomycetes, Hypocreales, Nectriaceae. The record is from RefSeq and is a predicted model, not a curated record. Bases 474 to 1637 code for a protein of 387 amino acids.